Mastomys coucha (southern multimammate mouse) is the source of this 580-nucleotide messenger RNA. Its product is annotated as cystatin-A-like. Gene Ontology annotation, cellular component: cytosol. The transcript has 3 exons. Lineage: Eukaryota; Metazoa; Chordata; Mammalia; Rodentia; Muridae. Gene Ontology annotation, molecular function: cysteine-type endopeptidase inhibitor activity. The record is from RefSeq and is a predicted model, not a curated record. Bases 215 to 502 code for a protein of 95 amino acids.
UCACCUCAUUUCUCUCCAACUCCACUCAGUAUUUCCUCUCAGGGAUGCAAUAAGACUUGCCUGAGGCUACACUCAUUUCCCCAUUCCCUCAGAUACUGCAGUGAUUAUACAUGACAUAGGAGGAGCUUAUGGAUCCCUAUAAAAUCCUAAGUCUCCCUACUUGCCCAAUCAUUUCCUCUCAGCAUCCUGCCCAGCAAAGAAGUAACUCACCAGAAUGAUACCUGGAGGUUUAUCGGAGGCCAGACCUGCCACCCCAGAAGUCCAGGAGAUUGCUGACAAGGUCAGAGCACAGCUCGAAGAGCAAACCAAUGAGAAAUAUGAAAAAUAUGAAGCUGAUCAGUAUAAAACUCAAGUUGUGGCUGGAGUCAAUUAUUUCAUUAAGAUCAAUUUAGGGGAUGGUUCUUUCAUCCAUAUAAAAGUUUACAAGGAUCUUUCUGGUAAUUUGAAACUCACUGGUUAUCAGACUAAGAAAACCAAGGAUGACGAGCUGACCUACUUCUAAUCAGUAAAUUUUAAAGUGACCUGAUUCCUAUCAUUGUAAACAGAUUUGCCUAUCAAUAAAGAAACAUUCUUCAAAUAA